Molecule: messenger RNA, 2463 nt
Organism: Closterium sp. Yama58-4
Lineage: Eukaryota; Viridiplantae; Streptophyta; Zygnematophyceae; Desmidiales; Closteriaceae
Source: the annotation of a GenBank genome assembly
AUGCCCCAAUUUGAAAGCAGCAGCAUUAUAAACCUGCCCGCCCUUCCUCCUUCCUGCCAUGGCUCAGGGGAAAUUCCCCCUUUCAAAACCUCAGGAGAAAUACCCCUGUUGGGUGACCCAGGGUAUCAUUUAGGGGAAAUACCCCCAUUUGACGAGGCAAUGCUGGAACCGUUCCGGCUUUCUGGGGAGAUUCCUGCUGACGUGGCAGCGGCGUUUGACCACGCCAGGUCAACGUUUGCAUGUGUGGAGUCCAUGUGUCCCACAGAUACCACCUUCACCUCUGCUGCUUCAGCCUUCCCUGCUGCUGCCGUCUCACCUGCUGCCGUCUCACCUGCUGCCGUCUCACCUGCUGCGGUCUCCCCCUCACAUGAACAUAGCUGUCUGUCCUCCCUGCUACAGCCGGCAGCAGCACCACCACGUCCACCAGAGCAAGCACAUGCUACAACCGCCACUCUGACUUCAACCGCUGCUUCUGCUGCAGCCGGCCCUGCCUGUAGCUUGCCUGCCCUGCUACAGCCGGCAGCACCACCAUGUCUACCACAGCAAGCACAUGCUACAGCCGCCACUUCGAACCCUGACACUGCUGCUGCUACAGCCUGCUACAACCCCAUACUACCCAUUGGGGUUUCAGCAGAGUCCCCCAGUGCGGCUCAACCAGCAGCUUGCUGCAGCUGCCGCCUACCACCCAAUCCUGCUGACGCUGCUGCUACAACCCGCUACAGCUCCAUACCGACCCUCGGAGGCUCGGCCCGUGGCAGUGAUCUUCGAGCCUUGGAACUAUCCGAACCUCUCCCCCCAUCAGCAGUCUCUGCAGCCGCAGUAGCCUGUACGGCCAGUCACCCGACCAAUCCACAUCCCUCCCAACCGCUUCAUCUUGUGGAGAGAAAUGCUGGGACUUCCCCGAACCUGCUUUCUGCAACAGUUGCAUCGAUUAGGAGAAACUUAUCCGCACCUCUCCCACCAUCAGCCCCCACAACAGCAGCAGUACCCUGUGCGCCUAGUAGUCCAGCUGUCCCACACCCCUCUCAACCGCUUCGUCUCGCCCACACGCCACCUGGCAGGUGGGGACAACCCACUCCGCCCGACCCGUGCCGCCCAGCAGUGUUUCCACUUCUGUGUCUGCCCCAGUGUGUCCCUGCACCUCCCCUGGGAUUCCCUCCUCCCACACCAUCUUCCACACCACCUGGCAGGUGGGGACAACCCACUCCGCCCGACCCGUGCCGCCCAGCAGUGUUUCCUCGUCUGUGUCUGCCCCAGUGUGCCCCUGCACCCCCACUUAGCUCUCUCCCCACGUCAUCUAUUUUUGGGGCGCCUCAUAAACUGCCCCAGUGUGACGCCGUACCUCCUCUUAGCUUUGCUCUUCCCACACCAUCCCCCUUUGCGGAGCCCAAACUACCCGCCCGUGCUUUCCCCGUACAAUCUUCCCCAAAUCUGCCUGUAGCAGCAAAGGUAACCCCACCUGCCAGCCCGGCUGUAGCAGCAGCGCCAGCCACAUCAGCCAGCCCGGCUGUAGCCGCUACACCAUCCCCGCCUUCAAAUCUGGCUGUAGCAACAGUGAAGACCCCACCAGCCAGCCCGGCUGUAGCAGCAACGCCAGUCCCACUAACCAGCCCAGCUGUAGCAGCUACAACAGUCGCUGCUGCCACUCCCUUAGAGGCCUGUGAUAGCCGAGGCAUGAGCAGCAGCAGCAGCCACAACAGCCACAGCAGCAGCAGCAGCAGCAGCAUCAGCAGCGGAAGCCGCAGCAAGAGGAGGAGGGAGGGGGAGGGUGGAUCUGGUGAUAAUCUCACCUGCAAGGAACAAUUUUUCUCCGUGCAUCCGGGGGGGGUGGCAUCAACAGCACCGCCUCUCCAGGGCCUUGAGGAGUUCACGAGGGCUGUGAGGGAGCGGAUUGCCAUGGGGGGUGGGAUGGUUGGAGAGGGGGGUGUGGGGGGUGGGAAUGUGGGAGGGGGGAGUGUGGCAGGGGGGAGUGUGGGGGGUGGGAGUGUGGGAGGGGGGAGUGUGGGGGGUGGGAGUGUGGGAGGGGGGAGUGUGGGGGGUGGGAUGGUUGGAGAGGGGAGUGUGGAAGGGGGGAGUGUGGGAGGUGGGAUUGUGGGAGGUGGGAUUGUGGGAGGUGUCACUAUCGGUUGUGUGACUGUAAUGCAGCCUGAGGCUGGUGCUGCGAUCUGUGAGGUUGCUGUUGGUGAGGGGAAGGAAUUGGAGGGGAGUGGGAGCAAGAGGACAGGCGUGAAAGGGGUUUCUGUGAGGAGGAGACGCAAUCGAAUCAAAUCGGAACGAUCUCGCCGGAAGCGAGUGAGUGAUGCGGUGGAAACCCUUCGGUUGCUGGUCCCGGCUCCUGUGUCAGCUCCAACUGAUAUGGCAUCCGUGCUAGAAGCGACAGCAGCAUAUAUUCGAGAAUUGCAGGGUCUCACAGACACGCUCCAAAGCAUGGCCUUGGUCCAAAAGACAAUUAGAGACCAAUAA